Racocetra fulgida is the source of this 348-nucleotide messenger RNA. The record is from the annotation of a GenBank genome assembly. Lineage: Eukaryota; Fungi; Glomeromycota; Glomeromycetes; Diversisporales; Gigasporaceae.
AUGGAAGUAAUGAAUCGACUUAUUCCUGACCAAAGCUAUGAGACAGAUGUACGCCCUGACAAUAUUUUAUUAGAUAUUAAUAACAAUGAGCUUGUUUUUGCUGACUGGAGAUUAGCAAUCAGAUACUCUAAUAAUAAUGGUAUAGUAGAAUAUGCAGGAACAAUUUUAUUUUCUUCGCCAAAUAUUUUAAACAACAAUUUUGGUUCUUAUAUUCCCAAAGCAUUUGAUGACUUAUAUUCUUUUAUAUGUACAAUUUAUAUUUUACGUAAUCCAUCAAAAAUGCCAACUAUUCCUGAUGGGAACUUAAUAUUGAAAGCAAAAGUAAUUAGAGAAUACUGGGAUAAUAAG